AAGAAUCUAGGGACGGAUAGAGAGCCUCCGCCGUUCUGCAAAACACAGUCCGGUUGACUUCCUUCGUGGCCUUAAAAACCACCGGAUUUCAGGACUAACCACGACGUCACCGGCUGUCAGAUCUCGGCCAAAGGGAAGUCACACGUGUCCAUUUGAAACAGGUGUCAACGGCGGCAUAAUGGGAAGGUUUAUGUGCAUCGCCGAUCACGGUCACCGGUCCUCCAGGUCCUCAAGUGGCGAGAAGAUGGGGCAGAAGAAGAAGAAAGAAAACGGAGAACCACAGACGACAAAGGAAAUCCUACUCGACAAGAGCGAAGCCAUCGAGGAGGAUCAGGAGACACAUAAUCUGAACACGUUUGAGGAUUUGCUCGAGUUGGUUGGGACUCGAGGGCGGUGGAACGUAAGGGUCUUUUUCAUAUGCUGUGCGCACAUGUUGGGAUGCCCCUUCGCUAGCUUGUCAUACCAGUUCCUCGGUGCCACUCCCGAACACUGGUGUCAUGUGGCACCUCUUGUGCAGGCGAACUGGACGCAGGACCAAAUCCGGUCUCUGGCCAUUCCUUACUGUAACGAAACGGGGCAGUACGAAGGAUGCCAGAUGUACGAUGCCAACUACGCCCUGGCAGCCGACCUUGGCUUCGAACGGAGUCAAAAUAACUCCGGGAUUUUGCCUCGUCUAGACACUGUGGCUUGCGAGGCGUGGGCGUUUGAUUCCGCGGAGUAUGAGUCCACUGUGGUUACGGAGUGGGACCUCGUCUGCGACCGCCGCCCUCUCUACUCCAGCUUGCAGGCGGUGACGCAGGCCGGGUACCUGCUCGGGUCUCUGCUGAUGGGGUACCUCUGCGACAGAUGGGGUCGGCGAACAGUGGCAGUGUGGUCCACGGUGUUGAUCUUGGUCGUGGGCGUUGCCAUGACAACCAUCCCCGUAUAUUGGGUGUUUAUCUCGCUGAGAUUACUCUUCUGCAUCUUCAUCAUGGGGAUUUACGUGCCUACUUUCAUCAUCUCCCUUGAAAUUUCGUCCCCCAAACUUCGUUCCAUGGCGGCCAUCUUGUUCAUCCUGCCCUGGGCCAUCGGGUACAUGAUCCUGCCGGGCAUAGCCUACGUGGUGAGGUCGUGGCAGCGGUUGCAGGCGGUUCUCAUCUCACCCUAUGUCCCUCUGUUGGCUUAUUACUGGUUGCUUCCCGAAUCUCCCCGCUGGCUCAUCCAGCAAGGACGCUUUAAGGACGCCCUUGAGUUGCUCUCAGAGGCCGCCGAGGUCAACGGACGGACGCUACCCCCAACGGCCGAGAUCUUGGAUGCAAUGGGAACCAUCAGAAAAAGUUAGCAGAGGAAAACAAAACGGAGGACAAACGCGACAGCAACUUUCUCAUAAGAGUACUCAGGAACAUCGUAGUGGUGAUUACGAAGCGGGAACUACGUACUCGCUCACUGGCCGUUUUCUUCUGCUGGUUU
Penaeus vannamei (Pacific white shrimp) is the source of this 1449-nucleotide messenger RNA. NCBI's taxonomy places the organism in Eukaryota, Metazoa, Arthropoda, Malacostraca, Decapoda, Penaeidae. The record is from RefSeq and is a predicted model, not a curated record.